AUGCAGUUGUGGGGGGUCAGUGUGCUCCUCACUGACACAGGACCAAAGGUGGGGCUGUGCACUGUGGUCACUGGCAUCCUCGGCCAGCACUUUGCACCAGACCCAGCCAUGUGUCAGUCCUGGCACCUCCUGGCCACCCUGACCCUGCUCACAGGGUCUCUGGGCUGGGCCUGGGUGCCCAACCACUGUGAGAGCCCCUGGGAAGCUGUGUGCAACUUCGUGUGUGACUGCAGGGACUGCUCGGACGAGAUGCAGUGCGGCUUCCACGGGGCCGCUCCCACCCCAGGCACCCCCUUCACCUGCAGCUUCGAGCAGGACUCCUGCGGCUGGCAGGACAUCAGCACCUCGGGCUACAGCUGGCUUCGGGACCGGGCAGGAGCUGCAGCGCAGGGGCCCGGGGCACACGCAGACCACACGCUCGGCACCGACCUGGGCUGGUACGUGGCUGUGGACACACACCAUGGGAAGGAGGCGUCCACGGCAGCCCUUCGCUCGCCCCCGCUGCAUGAGGCGGCUGCCUCCUGCGGGAUCCGGCUCUGGUUCCACGCAGCACAGGGAGAUGUGGCUGAGCUCAGACUGGAGCUGACCCAUGACACUGAGACGCUGACCCUGUGGCGGAGCUCAGGACCUUGGGGCCUUGGCUGGCAGGAGCUGGCAGUGGCCACAGGGCGCAUCUGGGGUAACUUCUGGGUGACCUUCUCCGCCACCCGAAAUGCCACCCACAGAGGUGCAGUGGCCUUGGACGACGUGGAAUUCUGGAACUGUGGACUCCCCAGCCCCAGGUCCAGCUGCCCCUUGGGGCAGCACCACUGUCGAAACAAGGCCUGUGUGGAACCCUACCAGCUGUGUGACGGGGAGGACAACUGUGGGGACCGCUCAGAUGAGGACCCCGCCACCUGCAGCCGACACACAGCCACCGACUUUGAAACCGGCCUGGGUUUGUGGACUCACUCAGAGGGGUGGUCCCGGAACUGCAGCACGGGAGGUCUCAACCACGCUGCCUGGCCGCGCAGAGACCACAGCCGGAACAGUGCAAAGGGCUCCUUCCUGAUCUCUGUGGCAGAGCCCAGCGCCCCUGCAGUCCUCUCUAGCCCCCAGCUCCAAGCCUCAGGCACCCACACCUGCACGCUGGUCUUCUAUCACUACCUGCACGGGUCCGAGGCCAGCAGCCUCCAGCUGUUCCUGCAGCCGCGGGCCGCUGGUGCCCUCCAGGCCCCCACCCUGCUGCACAGCCGCCAUGGGGAGCUGGGCGACGUCUGGGUCCGAGACCAGGUGGACAUCCAGAGCAAGCACCCUUUCCAGAUCCUGCUGACAGCACAGACGGGCCCAGGCGGUGUCGUGGGCCUGGAUGACCUCAUCUUGUCUGACCACUGCACCCCACUCCCAGAACCAUCCACCCUGCGGGCACCGCCUACUGAGUCCCAGGCCACAGCCCCCCUGCCCCCAAAAGCCCGGGACUUCUGUGAACCUGGGCACCUCUCCUGUGGGGAGCUGUGCGUCCCCCCUGAGCAGCUGUGCGAUUUCCAGCAGCAGUGUGCAGGGGGCGAGGAUGAGCUGCUGUGUGGCACCGCAGACUUCGAGACCACGACCGGGGGCUGGGAGGACGCCAGUGUGGGACGGCUACAGUGGCGGAGGCUGGCAGCCCAGGCGGGUGGGGCACCCGCUGGUGAGGCCUUUGAAUUACCCCCAGGACACUUCCUGUCCCUGCAGAAGGCAUGGGGGCAGCUGGGGGCUGCAGCCCGGGUCCUCACACCGGCCCUGGGUCCCUCGGGCCCCACCUGUGAGCUCCACCUGACCUACUACUUCCAGAGUCAACCCCGAGGUCUGCUGGCACUGGUCAUGGUGGAGGGCAGCUCCCGGGAGGUGGUGUGGCAUGCUCAGACCAGCAGCACUGGUGGUUGGACAGGGCACACGGUCCCGCUUGGGGCACGCCGCCGGCCCUUUCGGCUGGAGUUUGUCGGCCUGGUGGACCUGGAUGGCCCUGGGCAGCAGGGUGCUGGCGUGGACAACGUGACCCUGAGGGGCUGCAGCCCCACAGUGACCACUGAGAAGGACAGAGAGGUCACCUGUAACUUUGAGCGGGACAUGUGCGGCUGGCACUGCAGUCACCUCACAGAUGUGCGCUGGCGACGGGUCAAGAGCCAGGGUACUGGCUACGACCACACCACGGGCCGAGGCCACUUUGUGCUUCUGGACCCCACCGAGCCCCUGGCCCGGGGCCCCAGUGCCCACCUGCUCACAGGGCUCCAGACACCAGUGGCCCCAGCGGAGUGCCUGUCCUUCUGGUACUACCUCCAUGGGCCCCAGAUCGGGACGCUGCGCCUGGCCAUGCGGCGAGAAGGGGCAGUGGAGACAGUCCUGUGGUCACACUCAGGCUCCCAUGGCAACCGCUGGCACCAGGCCUGGGCCACCCUCACCCACCACCCCAACUCCAAGUACCAGCUGCUGUUCGAGGGCCUGCGGGACGGCUUCCGGGGCACCAUGGGGCUGGACGAUGUGGCCGUUCGGCCUGGUCCCUGCUGGGCCCCCAGGCGCUGCUCCUUUGAGGAUUCUGCCUGCGGCUUCUCCUCAGGCGGCCAGGGUCUCUGGAGGCGCCAGGCCAACGCCACGGGGCUGGCCGUGCAGGGUCCCUACGUAGACCACACCACUGAGACGGCACAAGGGCACUACAUGGUCGUGGACAUGAGCCCCCAUGCCCUGGCCCGCGGCCACGUGGCCUCCCUGACCUCGGAGGAGUACGGGCCCCUGGCCCAGCCCGCCUGCCUCACCUUCUGGUACCACAUGAGCCUCUGGAACCCAGGCACCUUGCGGGUCCACGUGGAGGAGGGUGAGCGGCGCCAGGUGCGCAGCAUCAGUGCGCACGGUGGGACAGCCUGGCGCUUGGGCAGCGUGGACGUGCAGGCUGAGCGGCCCUGGAGGGUGGUGUUCCAGGCUGAGGCAGCGGGCGUGGAGCACUCAUACAUUGCAGUGGAUGACCUCUUUCUCCAGGAGGGACCCUGCCCCCAGCCAGCGUCCUGUGACUUUGAGUCCGGCCUGUGUGGCUGGAGCCGCCUGCCCUGGCCCGGCCUAGGGGGGUACAGUUGGGACUGGAGCAGUGGGGCCACACCCUCCCAGUACCCUCAGCCUGCUGUGGACCACACUCUGGGCACCGAGGCAGGUCACUUUGCCUACUUUGAAACUGGCGUGUUGGGCCCCGGCGGCCGGGCAGCCUGGCUUCGCAGCGAACCACUGCCUGCCACCAAAGGCUCCUGCCUCCGCUUCUGGUACCACAUGGGCUUCCCCGAGCACUUCUACAAGGGGGAGCUAAGGGUGCUGCUGAGCAGCGGCCGGGGGCAGCUGGCCGUGUGGGGCGUGGGCGGGCGCCAGCGGCACCAGUGGCUGCAAGGCCAGGUGGAGGUGGUGAGCCCUGAGGAGUUCCAGGUGCUGUUUGAAGCCACCCUGGGUGGCCAGCCCACCAUGGGGCCCAUCGCCUUGGAUGACAUAGAGUACCUGGCUGGGCAGUCCUGCCAGCCGCCUGCACCCAGCCAGGGGUAUGGGUCUACGCCCGCGUCCACAUCGGUGCCCGCCCUGGUUGCCGGAGCCCUCCUCCUGCUGCUUCUGGGACUGCUUGGACUUGCUGGGUGGCACUGGCUGCGGAGGAAAGGGAGCUGCCCCUUCCAGGGGCGCCCAGACGCCGGGCCCACUCCAGGCUUCAGCAACAUUCUUUACAAUGCGGACCGCGUCACACUCCCAACGCCGGUCAUCAGCGACCAGUAG
Molecule: messenger RNA, 3756 nt
Organism: Orycteropus afer afer
Lineage: Eukaryota; Metazoa; Chordata; Mammalia; Tubulidentata; Orycteropodidae
Source: RefSeq, a predicted model, not a curated record